AUGCUCUCCCACUCGCCCCGUGAAGAAACGCGUCGUAACGCUCGAUUGAACCCGAAGGGACACUGCAAAUUUUCGAGGGGGGUGAUUCUAACUAUCUCCAUAAAUCCCUUAUCUAUGAAGGACUUCCACGGCGCAGCUUCACCGCUGUCUACGAAAACAUUGGCAGGACAAUUUAGGAGCACCACGGCCACCCUGGCCCACAUCCCGACCGGUUGCGGGCACGUGUCCUAUCCCGGGAGUCGAUGUGGUAGGGCUUAG
This is a messenger RNA of Morchella importuna, 258 nucleotides long. RefSeq lists its product as uncharacterized. The coding region runs from base 1 to 258 and encodes 85 amino acids. The record is from RefSeq and is a predicted model, not a curated record. Lineage: Eukaryota; Fungi; Ascomycota; Pezizomycetes; Pezizales; Morchellaceae. The transcript has 6 exons.